Messenger RNA from Chondrus crispus (carragheen), 1335 nucleotides. RefSeq lists its product as hypothetical. Gene Ontology annotation, biological process: phosphate ion transmembrane transport; glucose-6-phosphate transport. Lineage: Eukaryota; Rhodophyta; Florideophyceae; Gigartinales; Gigartinaceae. Gene Ontology annotation, cellular component: membrane. Bases 1 to 1335 code for a protein of 444 amino acids. The record is from RefSeq and is a predicted model, not a curated record. Gene Ontology annotation, molecular function: glucose 6-phosphate:phosphate antiporter activity. The transcript has a single exon.
AUGUCCUCCACGCCUCGCUCGGACGCGUCGCUCCCCGCUCCCUCCGCCUCCGCCUCCGCCUCCGCCUCCGCCUCUCUGCGCCGCUUCAAGCUCACACGCUGGUCGGUUUUCAUCGGCAUGGCGCUAACCUACGCCACCUACGUCUUCCUGCGGGCGACCUUCACCUACGUCGCCCCGAUGCUGGCCUCGCACCUGGAUCUGUCGCUGGCCAGCGUGGGCAAGAUCUCGUCGGCCUUCCCGAUCGCGUACGGCUUCUCGCGCCUCUUCACGGGCGUGCUGGUAGACUCGGCCUCUCCGCGCGUCGCCCUGGGCGCCGGCCUGCUGCUCGCUGGCCUGGUCAACAUCGGCAUGGGCUACGCAAGCACGGUCCCCGUGCUGGCCGCCCUGUGGGCCCUCAACGGGCUCGUGCAGGGCGCCGGCGCCGGCGCGUCCGCCAAGAUGAUCACGUCCUGGUUCUCGAGGAAGGAGCGCGGCUUCUUCUGGGCCCUGUGGAGCACCUCGGCAAACGUCGGAGGCUUUUUUGCCCCCAUUCUGUGCGCCGCGCUGGCGUCGAGUCAGAUGGGAUUUCGCGCGGGCAUGGCCGUGCCCGGCGCUUUCGCCGUCGUGCUUGCGUUGCUGAGUACGCCGCUCAUGCGGUCGUCGCCGGAGGGGGCGGGGCUGAAGCCGCCGUGGGAUGAUGCAGAUGGGAAGGCCGAGGAGAAGGGGAAAGAUGCGGGGGAGAAGGUUUCGUGGCGGGAGGCGUUUGUCGAGGGCGUGAUAAAAAACAAGACAAUUUGGGGGCUCGCUGUGUCCUAUUUCUUUGUAUAUCUGGUACGGAGCGGGAUGAAGAGUUGGUUGCACUUCUGGUUGUUGGAGGCGCGGUCAAUAAGCGCUGCGGAGGCGGCGUACCGGGUUAGUGGAAUGGAGGUCGGUGGCAUUUUGGGGACGUUCUCAGCAGGAGUGGUUUCCGACGCUAUGGACGGGCGUCGCGUAGCUGUGACGGUGGGGUAUUUGCUUGGGCUGAUCGGCGCGCUAGUUGCAACAUGGUUGAUUCCGGGCGGAAAACCGUUCCUCGAUUUUGCUGUGAUCUCCGUUUUGGGCUUUAUGAUCAACGGACCGCAAAUGAUGAUAGGCCUCAUCGGCGCGGAAGUCUCGGAUAAGAGGGUCGUUGCCACGGCGACAGGUGUGCUCGGGUGGAUUUCGUAUCUGGGGGCGGCCGCAUCUGGCUUUCCCCUCUCGCUCGCUAUUCGGAAGUUCGGUUGGGUUGGGUUUUUCGCGGCACUUUUAGGCAGCAGCAUUCUGGCGUUGGUGUGCCUUCUGCCCUUUUGGAAGUUAAAAGCCGAGAGUUCGAACUAG